GCGUCCAGUUGUUGUAGUAGGUAAUGAGCAAGCAGUUAUAACGAUGGAUCAUUCCUUCCUUCCUUUGUUCCUCAAAGGUGUCCGGGAUGUAGUCUAUAACAUGUAGCAUCUUUUCUCUUUGUCCAUACACUAAUCAGUUAUUAUUACGAGCUCUUUUUACAUUCCAGAAGCCUUUUUUCCUCCUAUCACCCUGGGGCGCUGAAAUGUUGAUAGCAUUUUGAUCUGUUUAAUAUCUGAAUCAGCACUCAAGCAGUCAGGCGAGGAGACGGGAGACGGGAUGUUUUGCACAAAUCUGACAACAACGCAGGCCAGUUGAUGCGGAGAGGGCAAUGGUUCACUGACUCGACGUAAUCUCACAACCCUACUGGAACCGUUACCAUGGCCACAAGUGGAGGCUACUCUAUAAACACAGCUCAGGAUGACCAAUCAGAUGAGAGCACGCCCUUACUGCCAGCGAAUGGGCCGCAGGCAACCAAAGCAGCCCCACAGUGCUGCUCGGUACGCUGCGGCCUGGCCGUGCUCAUGUUCUUCGGCUUCGCCGUGGUCUACGGUCUCCGCGUCAACCUCAGCGUUGCCAUGGUAGCCAUGGUAAACAACAGCAGCCCGGAACCCUCGCUCAACCACAGCGUCCAUCAGGAGUGUCCUGUGCCCACGCCCAGCUCUGACAACUCCACACAGGAACCUGAUGAGCCUGAUGGGACGCGUCGGUUUGCGUGGGACUCGGAGACCCAGGGCAUGCUGCUGGGGGCCUUCUUCUUCGGCUACCUCCUCACCCAGAUCCCCGGGGGUUACCUGGCGGGCCGCUUCGGGGGCAGUGCCUUCCUGGGGGGCGGCGUGCUGGGCACCGCGGCACUCACCUUGCUGACCCCCCUGGCAGCAGACAUGGGGGCCUCAUGGCUGUUUGCACUCAGGGCACUGGAGGGCUUUGGAGAGGGGGUGACGUUUCCGGCCAUGAUGGCGAUGUGGGCCCGCUGGGCGCCCCCUCUGGAGAGGUCGCGCCUCAUGACCUUCUCGGGCGCGGGGGCCAGCUUCGGGGCCUUCGUAGCUCUGCCCCUCACCGGCUUCAUCUGCAACAAGCUGGGCUGGCCCGCCGUCUUCUACUGCUGUGGAGCUGGAGGUUGUGUCUGGGCUUUUUUCUGGUUCCUGCUGGUGUCAGAUGAUCCUAAGACCCACCCUCGCAUCAGUGAGCAUGAAAAAGACUACAUCACCAAGUCCAUUGGCUCUCAGGGAGGUGCCCAUGGCUGGUCGGUACCGCUGGGUCCCAUGCUGCUCUCUGUGCCCCUGUGGGCCAUCAUCGUGUCCCAGAUGUGUGCCAACUGGUCCUACUACACGCUGCUCACCUCCCUGCCCAUAUACAUGGACACCAUACUGCACUUUGACCUGCGACAGAAUUCUUUCCUGUCCGCGCUGCCUUACCUGGGAGGCUGGAUCUUCUCAGUGUUGUCGGGUGUACUGGCGGACUUUCUCCUGGAGAGGGAGAUCAUGAGCACUACAGCAGUGCGCAAGAGCUUCACAGUCGUCGGUCUGUUGCUGCCGUCUGCCCUGCUGGUGGCUGUUGGCUUCGCGGGCUGCAGUGGGAUGCUGGCCGUGCUCUUCCUCACCCUCUCCUCCACACUAGGGGGCGCCAGCGCGGCCGGAGUCUUCAUGAACCAGAUCGACAUCGCCCCUCGCUAUGCAGGGAUGCUACUCGGGAUCACAAACACAUUUGGGACCAUUCCAGGAGUCUUGGCACCCAUUGCUGUGGGCCAUCUGACCAAAGAUCACACCCUGCUGGGUUGGAGGAACGUCUUCUUUGUGUCAGCCGCAGUGAGUGCCGUCGGGGCGCUGGUGUUCACACUGUUUGGCAGUGGAAAGAUCCAGAGCUGGGCCAUGGCUGCAGACAAGCAGGACGGAGCAGAGGAGAGACAGCCGUGCGUUGCUGCGGUUGCUGUUGGUGACGACGCAUGACCACACCCUCAUAGCUAACUCGUGGUGCUGUUGUCCACCAACGCAAAUACGGGACACACUCUCUCAUAAAUACCUACACACACAUUCACAUUCAACCGCAUACAGUCAUAUGGUGCUGCUUGGCAUUUUGUGAUACUCACGCCAAGUCUGUAUUUCGUAACAAUUUUCAUUCUGAAAUACCAAAUUUGCGAUACAGUUUUAACAAUUUAAAUAUCUAUACCUAUUUUACAGCUUCAAAUCAUGUACACUUUAAUUUAAUAGUGUAUAGUCUUUUAUUAUAGAUUUUAUUAUAACAACUUUGGAGUUGUUUACAAAGACCUCCAUGUGUUCAAAUAUCAUGUGAGGUCUUAACUCAAUACUUGACUGAAGUCAAUGUGUAGCUUGUGACACCUGCUUGGCACACAUUUACGGCAGUGUCAAAGACAACAAAUGUCUUCUAUGGCUACCAGGCUAACCAGUUUCUCAUGUCUGCUUUGGAGGACAAAUGAUGCCCCGUUCAGUCCUCAUUCCUCAUCUCAGCCCUUUCAUUCAGUGGAAUUGCACGGCACAUGUAGCCUGGCUAUAGCCAGACUAUAUCAUAAGUGAGAUAUAAGUCUGGGAACCAUUUAUUCAUUUUUUUUGUCGGGGAGAUCAAUCUAAAAUACUGAAAAUAUUAUCUAAAGCUUGAUGGAAAGCUGACAUGGUGGAUUUCUAAACAAACCACUAGCUUCCGUUCGUCUAAUACUAUGUCUUAACCUCCCUCCCCUCCCUGGUUGGGAUCCCGUACUCAGGCAAAGAUUUCAACCUGGGUUUCCAUGCUGUCUUUCAGACCAUAAUGAGCACAGCCAUGGAAGUCAACAGGGAGGGACAGAGGGGUCUCUUGUCACUGGCCUAGGGAAAAAGGGUGCCAAAAAUUGUGUCCUCAUGACAUUGUAUGUAUUGGAUGAGGGGCCCUUUCACAUGACUUUGUCCUGCGCCCGGAAAAAGCUGUCAGUGGCCCUGAGCACAGCAAGGCAGCAUGGGAAUUCUCAGGCUAUGGCACAUGUGUCAGAUGUGUUAUGUGCCAGAUUCUUCAACUCUGGCUUAAGUAUUUUGAUUAGAUUCAGGGCCUAGACUUUGACUCUGACUCUGGCACGGCCUGUGACCGCUUUAGCCACUCCUUUGGCUGCGGUGCCGGAAUGCCAGGGAUGAUUAUCUAGCAGCACAGUGACCCGAUUUUCAGGCCCAACUCUUGGCUAAAGUCCACUCUGCAACCUGGCUUGGCUUUUGGUUUGCCUUUCUGUCUGGAAAGAAAGUUGUUCAUAGGGCCCUCCAAAUCUAAAUCGUCCUUGGAUUUGAUUGAUGUUUUAAAAUUCACAGAUCCAGAGUUCCCCUGGUUCAGAGUUCAUGCAUACAGUUCAUGCAUGCAGCAGAGAAAUAUGUGUUAACUGAAUGGGGCAUUCAGCAAGGAUUUUUUAAAAACUGGAUAUGAUUUCUUUUAACAAAGACUGACAAAGACUCAGUCCAGGAAUUCACAUAAUAUGUGCGAAAGAAUGCUUCAAGGCUUUUGAAGUAAUUUGAAUUGGGUAAUAAAAUGAAAUGCUUGUGCUCAGUUCUGUUUUACAGAUGCACAUAGUAAUACCAAUCAUGAUUUUUUGACAGGAUUUUGUUUGUGAACACAGAUAUGUGACAGAUAUCUGAAAAUAAUGUAGUGUGCUGUUCCCUGAUUUUCGGAUUUAACUAGCCAGUUCUUGCCAGUAUCCUGUUUGUUUGUCUUCAUGCAAAAGAAAUUCGAUUUUGUAAUUUGGUGGACCUAUGCACUCUGAGUGAAGAUGUUUUUUCACACACCUUCAAGCAGCACUAUAUAACUCUUUGUGGCUGUUUUGUGUAUGUGUGUGUGUGUGUGUGUGUGUGUGUGUGUGUGUGUGUGUGU
Molecule: messenger RNA, 3838 nt
Organism: Engraulis encrasicolus (European anchovy)
Lineage: Eukaryota; Metazoa; Chordata; Actinopteri; Clupeiformes; Engraulidae
Product: sialin
Exons: 12
Coding region: 379-1947 (522 amino acids)
Biological process (GO): transmembrane transport; monoatomic anion transport
Cellular component (GO): plasma membrane
Molecular function (GO): transmembrane transporter activity
Source: RefSeq, a predicted model, not a curated record